Molecule: messenger RNA, 4032 nt
Organism: Sinocyclocheilus anshuiensis
Lineage: Eukaryota; Metazoa; Chordata; Actinopteri; Cypriniformes; Cyprinidae
Product: nidogen-1-like
Exons: 20
Coding region: 110-3703 (1197 amino acids)
Biological process (GO): canonical Wnt signaling pathway; cell-matrix adhesion
Cellular component (GO): plasma membrane
Molecular function (GO): calcium ion binding; Wnt-protein binding; Wnt receptor activity
Source: RefSeq, a predicted model, not a curated record
GUCCUGAGACUGCAGGCUCCGGUGCAGCGCUGCUGGUUAAAACGGGCUUUCACCUCAAUCAGUCAGUCAGUGAGUCUCAGGCAGCUUCAGCUUCGGUUCGGGACUGGAAAUGGAUCGGCAGGGGCAGAGAUGGCCAGUGUGGAUCUUAUUAUUGGGAUUGUCAGUGUGUGUCAGCGGGAUAACACGACAAGAACUUUUUCCAUUCGGGAGAAGCGCAGGCGACCAGUCUCUUCAUGAAGGCAAUGACGAGACUCAGGAGAUCACGCUGGAGAAGCAAGUAACGUUUUACGACGCACAGUUCAACAAGAUUCACAUCAACACCAAUGGGUUUGUUGCUCUGGAGAAGCCAGCAGGAGAAUCCGAGUAUCUGGGUAACAUGCCGGCUGGUUUUGGGAUGAUCGCUGCUCUGCAGGGCGACCUGGACACCAGCGACGGAGUAGGAAAGGUGUUCUUCCGCCAGGACUCCAGUCCGGCUCUUCUACAGCAGGCGGCCGAUCACAUCAACAGAGCCUUCCCUGAGGAUGACGUGGUGAACCCCAUCAGCGCUGUGGUGGUCACAUGGGUGGAUGUGGCGUCCCAUCGGGCCGAGAGCAGAGGAGACGGACUGGAGCCCACCGGAAGACGAAAUACGUUUCAGCUGGUCAUCGCUUCUCUGGAGACGAAGUCCUAUGCGAUUCUUCUCUACCCGAGAGAGGCGAUGCAGUUCCAGAGCACCAGCAGCUACACGAUGCACGCCGGCUUCAGUAAAGGACAGAAGACAUACUUAGUGCUUUAUAAGAAGCAAGGACCGUACUAUCGCAUCACAGACGACACCGAGGCGUCUGUCAAGAACUUGGCCGAGCAGACUAACUCCGGAAAGCGUGGUGUGUGGGUGUAUGAAAUAGGAACGUUCCCUUACUUCACGGACGUCGCUCCUGGAGAAGUGCCAGACUUACCUUUGGAUUCCCACCAAUAUCAGACCACAAGAAACCCCAGCCAUCAACACCCGGUGUAUCCUGACGUCCAGCAGGAGAACCUGGAUGGAGUUUAUGAUCGUCCAGAACAUCCUCCACCCUUCCAGGUGCAGACGGUUCAGUACAGACCUGAACGACCGGCAGUCGUGGAAAUCGAAAAUGAAGACAACAUCAAGGUUGACGUAUUUACAUACAACUCUGGUGAAUGUGGUGGACAGAAAUGCUCUAAAUUUGGUGAAUGCAGCAAUUAUCCGAGCGGACGAUGCUGCCAGUGUAAACCUGGAUACUACGGCAAUGGGGUUCAGUGUGUUCCUGAUGGUAUUCCUCAGAGGAUGAACGGUAAAGUGAGCGGCAGGGUGUCCGUGGGAAACUCACCGGUGCCCGUGGACUUCGCCAGUAACGAUCUCCACUCGUAUGUAGUGGUGAAUGACGGCAGAGCGUAUGUGGCCAUCAGCGCCAUUCCAGCGAUCGUCGGCUUCUCUCUGCAGCCGCUGUCGUCCGUCGGAGGAAUCAUCGGCUGGGCCUUUGCACUUCAGCAGCCGGGCUUCAAGAACGGCUUCAGCAUCAUUGGCGGAGUGUUCAGACGUCAGGCCGACGUGACCUUCCAGCCAGGCGGGGAAAGGUUGACUAUCUCUCAGGAGUUCAAAGGCAUUGAUGAGCACGACCACCUGAUGGUUGACACCAGACUUGAAGGAAAGAUUCCUGAGGUUCCUCAGGGAGCCACAGUUCAAAUUGACCCCUACACAGAGAUCUACCAGUACAGCACCAACUUGAUCACCGCUUCAUCCACACGGGAGUAUGUGAUCAAUCUGCAGGACCGUUCAACCCAAAGCAGAAGCUACAAAUUCAGAGAGACCAUCACGUUUCAGGGCUGCCAGCACGAUGAAGUCGUCAGAACCUUGCCGUCCACACAGAUGCUCAAUGUCGACCAGGUGUUCGUCAUGUAUGAUACGGGUGAACAGCUCUUGCGUUAUGCCAUGAGUAACAAGAUUGGAGACGUCAAUGGUGGACAAACGGAAGAAAACGCCUGCUUCACUGGCAGACACGGCUGCGACACUAACGCCGUCUGCAGACCCGGACAAGGAAACCAGUUCACAUGCGAAUGUGCCGCGGGCUUUACUGGAGACGGACGCGCUUGCUAUGACAUCGAUGAAUGCAGGGACACUCCUCAGAUCUGUGGGCCGAACGCCGUCUGCAAUAACCAGCCGGGAACGUUUCGCUGCGAGUGCCAGGACGGAUUCCAGUUCGCCAGCGACGGACAGACGUGUGUUGAGGUGCAGCGUCCCGUGGACCCGUGCCGCAUCGGCACUCAUGACUGUGACGUCCCUGAACGCGCUCGCUGCAGCUACACCGGAGGAUCCUCCUACAUCUGCACCUGCCUGCCGGGAUUCAUGGGAGAUGGACGCAGCUGUCAGGACAUAGACGAGUGUCAGGUGAAUCAGUGUCAUGAAAAUGCCGUCUGCUUCAACACACCUGGAUCUUUCACCUGUCAGUGUAACCCUGGUUUCUAUGGCGAUGGUUUCCACUGCUCUACAGAAUAUGAGAAGACGCGCUGCCAGCUGCAUAGAGAUAGCGUUCUGGGCGCUGGGCCCCGCGGCCCCCGUCCUGUGCCCGGUCAGUAUGUGCCGACCUGUGACUCCCAGGGCGAGUACGACCCCAUGCAGUGUCAUGCCAGCGCAGGGCAGUGCUGGUGUGUGAACCGCGAUGGACUGGAGAUCUCUGGGACGCGAAGGGGACCCGGGCGCUUUCCUGAGUGUCCUGGUCAUGAUGUCCCUCGCCCGAUUGGACCAACACCCGAUCCUAACGUCAGUCCUUUGCCUCCUGGCAGCCACAUCCUCUUCGCCCAGAGCGGGAAGAUUGAGUAUAUUCCUCUGGAAGGUCACAACCUGAAGAAGAACGAAGCCAAGACUGCACUGCACCUCCCGGAGAAAGUGGUGAUUGGAAUUGCUUUUGACUGCGUGGAGAAGAUGGUGUAUUGGACAGACAUCAGCACACCUGCCAUUAGCAAAGCUAGUCUACAAGGAGGAGAACCCGUCCACAUCAUUAAAUCAGAGCUCAGCAGUCCUGAAGGCAUCGCUAUCGACCAUCUGGGCAGAAACGUGUUCUGGACAGACUCCAUGAAGGACAGGAUCGAAGUUUCCUCAUUAGACGGAUCGCAGCGCCGUGUCUUGAUUAACACAGACCUGGUUAACCCAAGAGCCAUCCUAACUGAUCCCACCAAUGGCUACAUUUACUGGGCCGACUGGAACAGGGACGCCCCCAAAAUCGAGAUGGCUUACAUGGACGGCACAAAUCGCAGGGUCCUGGCCAAGGAUGAUUUGGGCCUCCCCAACGGUUUAACUUACGACCCCCAGACGUCUCUGCUGUGCUGGGCGGAUGCUGGUACACAUAAAGUAGAGUGCAUGAAUCCGCAGCAGGGCAGUCGGAGGCAGCUUAUGGAGGGAAUUCAGUAUCCCUUCGGACUGACUACUGAUGGAAAGAACCUCUACUACACGGACUGGAUGAGGGGUGCUGUAGUCGUAGCUGAUCGAUAUGCUAGGCGAGAGGUGGAUGAGUUCCAGCCCCAGAAACGAACACGUCUGUACGGGAUCACCACGGCACAUGCCCACUGCCCGUCUGGUCAGAACUACUGCUCGAGCAAUAAUGGCGGCUGUACUCACUUAUGUCUGGCGACAGCUGCUGGGCGCUCGUGCAGGUGUCCGGAUAACGCUGUGGGACUGGGCUGUGUGGAGCGAGAAGGCUGGAACUGAAGAUUCAAAGAGACGUGAGCAGACCUCCGGUGAUGAAGGACAUGGCAGUUCCAUCUGAAUGCUUCUUGUCUGAAAGAUGUAAUAAAACCAACUCAGUAUUAAAGAUUUCUAAAUGCAUCCAUGCCUUAAAUAUGAUCAUGGUGCUUUAAAGAGCAGUUAAUGCUAAUGAGGUCAUUGUGAAUUUAGUUUCGUGACUAUUUUCAGCAAAACUAACAGUGUUACCCUGAGAGUAUCUCUUUUAAAAGAUAAAGAAAUGAUACAAUUGUGAAAUAGCCUGACAUAAAUCAAUGUUUACACAUACAUCUUUUCAAUAAAAUCAUAUUUUGUUU